UGAAAAAUAUGGCGGCUACUAUCAGAAAUGAAGGCGUCCUUAGUCACACAUUUCGUUGCAUUUCUUGACCAGACGGAGAAUCAGAAUUAGGUCAUUAGUACUGCAAUCGAAAAAGAAAUGGACAAUAAAUGGAUGCCAGGUGCGUCUUCAGGAAACAAGAAAUCACAAAGAGCCAAAGGGAGUGGAUUAGACGACCUUCUUGGGGAUCUCCUCGAUGAUGAAGUGCCAAAGAAGAAAGUCACUUCAACUUUAUCCCCUCCAUCACACAAGUCUGCCAAAAGACAAAGGGAUGAUGACUUCUACAGUAACUUAGCUGCCACCGCAGAGGAUGACUUGUCUGAUGUGUCCGAAGCUGAUGUCAACCAGGUGGCCAAGAGUAUUGCUGACCUGGAAGACAUGGAUGCUGACCUCUUUGGUGGAUCCAUUAAGAAAAAAGGUAGCAUUAAGGGAACAAGUGAGAGAGGCAGCAAAUCAAACACCCCUAGACGGGGUGGUACUCCCAGGUCUUCGCGCAACACCACCCCUCGGGCUACAUCCCCACAGGCCAGAGUUACCUCCCCUACUGGACCUAGCUCUGUCAACAGGGGAGUGUCUCAGUCAGCCCGUGUCACCUCCCCUACAAGGACAGAGACACCCACUAGUCCCACAGGAAUAUCUAGCUCACGCACAGGCAGUGGUAAAAGGAGAACUGCAGCAGCUGCAACCUCCAGUUCUAUCUCACCUACACCUGUACCUGACUACAAACCUGGCACUGCACCUGGUAAAAUGACAGAUAUUGGCUCUGCAUCAGAGUCCCUGAAGCCUGGUGUUCAUUCUGCUGAAAGGCCAGGAACUGUUCCAAAAGUCAAAGCGAAGUAUGAUUUUGGAGAGUUUAAUGAAGAUGACCCGUUGGCAGGCCUUCUCAGUGAUGAUGAAGAUUCAGCAUCCUGGGCAGCAAAACCCAAAAAGUCGGUGUUGAAAAAGCAAAGGUCUGCAGAGGACACACCACCACCUGCUGAGAAGGAACAGGUUGAAACUCCCAGACGGAAUGUAUAUGACCGACCACCCACCAGGAGCGGAGGUACUAAGUCCGAACCAGUUACAGAGGAAAUACCCAAACCAGUUUCUCCUCGUAAGGAGGAACCAGUGAAAAGGGAAGAUCCCACUCCUGUUAAAAAAGAUCCCGUACCAACUCGACGGAAGUCAGAUGCUGGCCUGUUCAGUGAUGACGACGAUGACCUCCUGGGCGGUCUGGGUAUUGAUGACAAGCCCGCUACACCUGUUGCACGCUCCCUCCCUGAAGAAGAGGAUGGGCAGCCAGCCAAGGCUAUAUUUGAUAAACUUCUUAGUAAAGAUACAGUUUCCAAGCACCUAGAUACAAACAAAGAGAGAAGAGAGUUUGUCCUCGAUAAGAAAUACACCAAAAAUACAGAUGAUGAGGAGGAUGACUUCCUGUUUGGAGCAUACCAGCCCUCUGCUGCCUCCACCCAGGGAUCACGACCUAACUCGCGCCGAUCAGUUAGGUUUCAGGAUGAGGAUGACAUCUUUGGGAUAAGUGAGCGUCCACCUUCCCGUGGACGAUCCCCAGCUACUAAGAAGCCUGACGACAUGGAUUGGCUGGACAUAACUACUAGUAAACCCGUUAUCAAACCUACCACGCCUGAAAAGUCUACCCCUAAACCAGCCACACCUGAGAAAUCUACCCCCAAACCUGCAGCACAGGAAAAAUCUACCUUCAAGUCUACCACAGACAGCGCAGGGCCAACCAAGUCUGACCAGGAGAAACCAGCAUCGAAAACCAAAUCUGAUUCAAUGGACUGGUUGGAGAAACUAAGACGGGACAAUAUGGCUGAUGAUCCAGCUUUCAUGGCUGAUGUAUCUAUCAGUCCUCCAUCAGAACCCAUGGACGACAAAAAAUUGGCAGACUCCUUACAGAAGCCAGAGGGAAAACAGCAGGACAGCUGGCUGGACAGUGGAGGGAAUGAUUACCUCGGGCUAGGGAAGGAGAUCGAUCCUGACUCGCUCCUCAAAUCUAAAACAAAAGCUCCAACAUUUGGUGGAUCCAUUAGUAAUACUGAUAAGAUGUCGGACCUUUUCUCUACAGGUCCCUCAAAACCAGAAACCAGUGCUCUAUUGUUUGAACGUGGAAUUCCACAGAAACAAGGAGACAGUAAAAAAGUUGUGGGAGAAGAAGAAACCAUGCUGUCACUAGGGAGUCCUAGAGUCCCCCUCUCCUCACAAAUUGGUCAGCUUGAAAAGCUGGACAGUCGCACAGAUUUCUUUGGUUCUCCACAACAGAAAUCACCAGACAUUUCUUUUCAGACAGAUUUUUUUAAUUUUGACAAAAGUAGGAGAGAAAGUGAUCCAGUCCCCCAAGUACAAGCUGAUCUGCAGACAAUGCAGAACUCGUUUCAUCAACCUCCUGCUCAGCAACAAGUCCACAGUCAACAUCAAACUUUGAUACAACAGCAGGAGAAAGCUGCAAUGCAGCUACACCAACAAAUGACUAUUCAGCAAAAACAACAACAGCAACAACAGCAGCAACAGCAGUUUGUCCAACAACAGUCACAACUCCAGCAGAUGAUGUUUGACCUUCAAAAACAGUAUGAAACAUCACUAAAGACCCCUCUGUCAAGUGCGACCCCUGGGUCAGGUAUUUCCCCACUGAUGGGUGUGGGCACAAGUGUGAUGCUGACAGAUCCUCCGAAAUCUCUGAUGGAGGCAGAGGCCAAGAUUCGGAAGCUUGAGAUUGAGAGAGAUUAUGUCCAGUCCAUUCUUGAUUCGACCAAGCGACGUUCUGAGGAAGAGAUAGAUGCUGUGGAAAAUUCGUACAAGAGCAGAAUGAAACAUAUUGAAGAAACCAACAAAAAUAUAGUUGACAGACUAAAGGAUGAAAAUAACCAAAUGCUGAGUCAGCAUAUGUCCCGUGUAAGGAGUCUAGAAGAGGACAAGGCUGGCAUCAGUUCUCAGCUGUACCGUAAGAUAGACGAGUUGGAACGUAACCAUGCAGAAGAAAUGGAAAAAAUCAGACAAAACCACAGAAAUGUCUUGGCAGAAUUAAAAGAGGACCAUAACAAUUCUUUACAACGGCUGAAGCAGGCCAAGGACCAACAAAUAGAGGCUGCUGCCACUUCCCAUGAUACCACAAAGUCGUUAGUGGCAGCUGUGACUCUGAUUGAAAAUAAUGCCCGUGACCUUGGAGAACUUCAGAUGAAGGUCAACAGCUGGCAUAGUCAGGGACUGGAUGAACGGGAGAUUAUCACCAGGUCAAAGGAUGAGCAGCUUCGUAUACUUCAGGAAAGACUGGCCAAGCAACAAGAUGACAAUGACCAGGAGCGUCAGAGGUUGAAUGAGCUGACCAACCGAUUAGAAGCCCAACUCCGGGAGCAGAAUCGUCAACUGGAUGAGGAACGAUGGAAAACAAAACAGGAACAUAAUCGUCUUCAUAGUCUUCAAGUGGCCCUAGAAGAGGAAAGACAACUGUGGACAGAACAGCAAGCUAGAGACAGAGUCAAUAUAGAUAAGACAAGGGAAUCACUUCUGGAAGAUGAGAAAUCAUUGCUGUCACAGCUUCAUCGUGAGAGACAGUCACUGGCUGAGGAACGGAUGCAGUUUAACGUCUCACAACAAAUCCAGAAGGAUGAGACUGAACAGUACACCAUGAAGUUGGCUCAUGCUAAGGCAGAGUAUGAAGCCACUAUGAAAGCUAUAUCUGGGGAAAAGAACAAGAUGUAUGAGCGUCGACAGGAACUACAGGCAAUAGAGGAUCGUGUAAGGGAGGAGCAGAGGAAACUAGAGAGAGAGGAGGACAGAUGGCGUGGUAAACAGGAGGACUUUGAAGAAACAGCUGCUACUCUGAAGGCCAAGUCAGAAGAAGUGGAUGAGAUGUACAUGGAGGCUCAAAAGAAGUUUGAGGAAGGGGAGCAGGCACUGCUGGAAGCACGCUCGCUAGAGAGUGAAGACAAGAUGAGGAUGGACAGCAUACAAGAACAGAUUCAAAUCCUAAGGGUCAAAGAAAAAGAGAUUGCUGAGGAAAAGCUCCGUCUGUCGAGGGAGAAGAAGGAAGUGGAAAACCUUCGAUUUACAUUGCUCUGUCCAAACUGUCGCACACCCAGGGGAGACAGCAUGGAUAUCAGCCCACCUCAAGUACUGGUGGGGAAUGUGCCUCAGGGUAUAAACCAGUCCGCACCUCCUUACGUGGGCAAUGGGUACCACUCCGUGUCACAGGUGGUGCCACAUCACCAGAUUCCUAGUCCAGCAAUACAGAUGUCCCUGAAUUCUGUCCAGUCCAUUACUGAGACCAUCAAGGCUGACCGGUCAGUACGCAUGUGGAAGGUGGAAGCCAUGAAGGACCAGAAGUACCUAGAUGAACAGAACAUGUUCCUGUACACACUAAGACAUAUGCCAUACAACAAGUCCUCUACUAAUUCCUGAUGGAGUGUUACCAACAGUCACCCAUGCUGGCAUCAGAACCGUUUUGGAUCCAUGUGAUCUUUGUAUUUAAACUUAACAAGGAACAUGUCCAUUCAGUUGGCAGCCCUUCUUAGGAUCCCAAGAUUUUGUAUCUAGCUAGUCAAAGAAUGCAAAUUUAACAAGAGAGAGAAAAUGUAUGGCGUCCCAACAAUACAAUGAUGUUGUGUCACGUGUUUAAUCAUCAAUAUUACAUACAAAGAAUGCUAGCAAGCUAGUUAGAGUAAGAGAAAUAUAAUCAUUCUCCUUAUCAGUGAUGGGAUCUCACCUGAGCAGGUCACCUUAUGUUUUUCAACUGAAGAAUUUUCCUCCCGGGGUGGAGAUCCCUGCCUCACCCAUAGAGGGGGUAAAGAAUCUUCCUCCCAGGUUGAGAUCCCUGUCUUACCCACAGUGGGGUAAAGAAUCUUCCUCCCCAGUUGAGAUCCCUGUCUCAACCACAGUGUGGUAAAGAAUCUUCCUCCCAGGUUGAGAUCCCUGUCUUACCCACAGUGGGGUAAAGAAUCUUCCUCCCUGGUUGAGAUCCCUGUCUUACCCACUGAGGGGAUCCCUGUCUCAGACACAAGGGGGUGAAGAUUAGUCCAUGAUUGCCAAAAAGCAAAGAAUACUGUACUUGUGUUUGUCAGGUCUGUGUGAAACCUAUUUUGACUAGAAAUCUUAUUAUAUCAUAGAGUCAGUAUUCAGUAAUAAUAUGUACUAUGUAACUGUAUAAGUGGUAUGUGAUUUAUAGAACUUCUAUAUACAUGUAGUACAUGACUAUGUAUAUGCCCACCAUCGUGCCUGUUAUUGACCAACUCCACCUGCCUUAUACAGUAUUAGGUACAUCCAGAGCAUUUUGUGGAGAAUAUGGCUUUACUAGAUACUUAAUUGGUUAGGAUUUUGGUAUACAGGAAGGAUUUGUUGUAGAUAUAUAUGAGGCACAUGUUACUAUAGCCCGAGUUUCCUCUGGCCCUGACACCAUGUCUGGUGUAGGGCCCCUACACCAGACAUGGUGACAGGGCCAGAGGAAACUCGGGCUAAUGUUACUACUGUGAUUGGAUGUUACAUGUGUAUCUGUACUUGUUAUGACUGUUGUAUCAUAAUGUGAAUGGCUGUUACACGUAUGUGUGCUGACACAGGGGUGUAUAUACCAGAUAAAUGACUAGCAAAUGUAAUGUGUAUGUAUCUAAUUAUAGGUAACUUGUAUUUUUACCUAAUAUUGUUAUCUCAGAAUAUAAUAUGAACUUGGCAGAAUCUUUAGAGAUCUGUUACAAUUUGUAUUUCAUAAAAGCAGAAUUUAUAAUCACUAUCAUAAUGGAAUGUAUGUGACCAGCUCAGUAGAGCAUUUGAAUACCUAUUGUAGAGUGUGUAUACUGUACCAGUUGAUACCAGAUGUUAGUACACUUUACAUGCUACAUUUAGUGUUUACCUGUUACUACCUACAUGUAGUCUACUGACUCUUUAUAAUUAUCGUAUGUACAGUUUUCAAGAAAAAUUCUAGCAAAUGGUAAUGAUGUUAAAUAAAUAUUCCCUAACCAAAAGUUAACAUAAGUUUAAUGGUGACUUCAUGUCAUCUUCAUUACAAAUUCAUAAAUUACAGCUUUACUCUCUUUUUAAACUCCUUCAGUUCCAGGUUGUAAUCUUGUCGUAGGAAGGAUUUUUUUUGUGAAUGUCUAGUGUGUAGUUUCCCAGCCGUUGUACAGCUGCAGUUACUAACUUGAACUUGUCCAACAGCCUUCCUGACAUUUUAUGAUUUGAUAAUAAAAGAUAACUAAGGCAACA
Messenger RNA from Pecten maximus, 6207 nucleotides. Its product is annotated as fas-binding factor 1-like. Bases 118 to 4413 code for a protein of 1431 amino acids. NCBI's taxonomy places the organism in Eukaryota, Metazoa, Mollusca, Bivalvia, Pectinida, Pectinidae. The transcript has 31 exons. Gene Ontology annotation, biological process: cilium assembly; establishment of epithelial cell polarity. The record is from RefSeq and is a predicted model, not a curated record. Gene Ontology annotation, cellular component: centriole; ciliary basal body; ciliary transition fiber.